Anguilla rostrata (American eel) is the source of this 1640-nucleotide messenger RNA. RefSeq names its product serpin peptidase inhibitor, clade E (nexin, plasminogen activator inhibitor type 1), member 2 (gene serpine2). NCBI's taxonomy places the organism in Eukaryota, Metazoa, Chordata, Actinopteri, Anguilliformes, Anguillidae. Gene Ontology annotation, molecular function: serine-type endopeptidase inhibitor activity. Bases 174 to 1364 code for a protein of 396 amino acids. Gene Ontology annotation, biological process: negative regulation of endopeptidase activity; negative regulation of plasminogen activation. The transcript has 9 exons. The record is from RefSeq and is a predicted model, not a curated record.
CAUACAUACGCGCUGGCGGUAUAAAGGGCGCUACGGCACGCUCGGAAAGCGGCUUCGAGAAACGCAGUUUUUUGGAAGGCGGCGGUAAGACGCGGCUCCUGCUUACGAUUAAAGGAGGUGGCUUUGGAGAGUAAAACAUUACCUCUGAAUUUGUAAGGUGUACAGGUGUCACAAUGGGCUGCCCUUCCCUGCUCUGUUUGAGUGUGGUGCUGGCCCUGUUCCUGCGGGGGGCGCUGUCCCUGGCUCCGACCUACGGGGAGCGGGGCUCGGACCUGGGCAUGCAGGUGUUUGGGGAGGUGGCGCGGGUGCGGCCGCAGGAGAACGUGGUGCUCUCUCCCCAUGGCGUGGCCAGCAUCCUCGGCAUGCUGCUCCCCGGGGCCGAUGGAGACACGCGGCAGCAGAUCCUCACCGCGCUCCGCUACAAGAAGAACGGUCCUUAUAAAAUGCUGAAGAGACUGCAUAAGACCCUCACCACCAAGUCCAACCAGGACAUGCUGACCAUCGCCAACGGCCUGUUCACCCAGCAGAGGGCGCCACUGGAGGAGGCCUUCCUGUCCUCUAAUAGAGCCAACUUCCAGUGUGACAGCAGGGAGCUGGACUUCUCCCACACAGCCGCAGCUGCAGCCGCCAUUAACGACUGGGUCAAGAACCGGACCAACGGGAUGAUCCCCAGUGUGGUUCAGCCGGACAUGCUGGACCCAGUCUUCACCCGAUUGGUCGCCGUCAACACCAUCUUCUUCAAGGGCCAGUGGCAGUCCCGCUUCCUGCCCGAAAAUACCAAGAUGAGGAACUUCAACGCAGCCGAUGGAGUCGUUUACAAGGUCCCUAUGAUGUCACAACUGUCUGUCUUCAACAUCGGCCACGCCAGCACCCCGCAGGGGCUGAAGUACAAGGUCAUUGAGCUGCCGUAUCAUGGCAACAGCAUCAGCAUGCUGAUCGCCCUGCCGUCUGAGGACAACACUGCCGUGUCCUCCCUCCUCCCCCACAUCAACACUUCCACUGUGCAGAGCUGGACCAAACUGCUGACCCAGAGGAAAGUGCGCCUGCUCAUGCCCAAGUUCUCUGCCGAGGCGGAGGUGGAUCUGCAGACCCCCCUGACCGCGCUGGGAGUUACCGACAUGUUCAGCCAGAGCAAAGCCAACUUCAGAUACCUCAGUUCAGAGCCGCUGUACGUGUCCAAAGCGCUGCAGAAAGCAAAAAUCCAGGUGAAUGAAGACGGAACAAAAGCCUCGGCCGCAACAACUGCAAUUCUGCUGGCGAGGUCAUCCCCUCCCUGGGUCAUCGUAGACCGGCCCUUCAUCUUUCUCAUCAGACACAACCUCACAGGUACCGUCCUCUUCAUGGGUCAAAUCAACAAGCCCUGAGCCUCAGAUCACAAGCAGGAAGCAGGACUGUGCAUUUCUCUCCGUAUCGAGGGACAUGGACUUCGUGUGAUGCUCUGAUUUUUAAAAUGCACGUGAUGCUCUGAUUUUAACACGUACAUUUUCUUUCAAUUUUUCUAAUGCUGAAUUGUUUUAAGGCGGAAAUUAUGUUUUCUGUUGGUCGAGGUAGCCUUUGCGUUAUUGUGAAAUGUCUUGAGAUAUUUUAAACAUUUGUGUAGAAUGUUUGUCCAAGGCAUUAAAAGUUUUUAAGUUCUUAAA